Molecule: messenger RNA, 1784 nt
Organism: Helobdella robusta
Lineage: Eukaryota; Metazoa; Annelida; Clitellata; Rhynchobdellida; Glossiphoniidae
Exons: 10
Coding region: 1-1350 (449 amino acids)
Biological process (GO): intracellular signal transduction; protein phosphorylation
Cellular component (GO): cytoplasm; nucleus
Molecular function (GO): MAP kinase activity; ATP binding
Source: RefSeq, a predicted model, not a curated record
AUGUGCCAACCACAACCACACAUUUUGCCUUACCACAUCUACCACAAUGAAAUUCCUUCGUACAAUAACGUCCAUGAUAAUUAUUCAGCCGUUCUUGCUUCAAGAUCAUUAUCAUCAUCUCGAUCAAGUUCUUCAAGGUCGUCAGCACAACCAUCUCCCGAAGCCAAAUCUGAGGAUGACUGUCCCAUUGGUUAUGGUGCUUUUGGAGUUGUAUGGGCUGUGACAGAUCCAAGAACUAACAAGAGGGUAGCGCUAAAGAAGAUCUCCAACAUAUUCCAGAGUGUCGUCUCGUGCAGAAGGGUUUACAGGGAACUCACCAUGCUCACUGACUUCAAACAUGAUAAUAUUCUUUCUGCUACUGAUAUUGUGUUCUCUAGGACAGACAACAAUGAAUUAUAUGUCCUGACGGAGCUGAUGCAGAGUGACUUGCACAAGAUCAUAUCAUCCAAUCAAACCCUCACCGUUGAACACGUUAAGAUAUUUGUCUAUCAAAUUUUAAGAGGUUUGAAGUUCCUACAUUCGGCCAACAUAAUCCAUAGAGACAUCAAGCCUGGUAACCUUUUAGUCAAUGGUGAUUGCAAACUCAAGAUAUGUGAUUUUGGGUUGGCCAGAGUUUAUGAGCCAAGCGACAUGCAGAGAAUGACGCAGGAGGUGGUGACACAAUAUUACAGGGCUCCUGAGAUUCUGAUGGGAGCCAAGCACUACACGUAUGCUGUGGAUAUGUGGUCAGUCGGUUGCAUCAUGGCUGAGCUGCUAAGCAGGAGGGUUCUUUUUCAAGCUAAUAAUCCUAUUCAACAGUUGGACCUGAUAGUCAGCAUCCUGGGUACUCCCUCCAUGGACGACAUGCACGGUACUUGUGACCCGGCCAAGGCACACGUCCUACAGUUGCCUUUUCAAAAUACAAAUCUGGCCCUCUUGAGAAAUCUUUCAAAUGACGUCACAAACGAAACAUUGCACUUUUUAUUGAAUCUGCUAUCGUUCAAUCCACGCCACAGGAUAACAGCAAGUAACGCCUUGACGCACAUGUACAUAGACGACGGUCGGACAAGGUACCACACAUCCAUCUGUUCAUGUUGCCAGUGCUACAAUCCAUUUGCUACUCAGCUAUAUAGGGACUACGAACCGUCAUGUCAGAAACCAUUCUCCGUUCAGUUUGAAGACGAGCUAUCCACUGUCACUGCUGUCAAACUCAAACUUACUAAACUCUGCAAAUCAAUUCAAUCGAGGAACGAAUCCCUGGGUAUCUCACAGCUCCAUCUUAAUCUUCAGUCACCUGUCUACAAAGCUUUUGCUAAAUCUCACUGUGCUCAAGUCUCGGAACUACCACCAUCUCCACACUUAUGGGAAUGAGGAAGAUAAGGAUGAUGAGAAGAUGACGUCAUCCUCAUCAUCUUCAUCGUGUUGACGUUCUCCGAGUCUCAACUCACUGUUAAAAAUCAUCAAAUAUUAAUGUAACCGUGAACUCCUUAUCAAAAGUCAAUCAAUAGUUUAUGAUGCUUUUACUCAUCCAGCCGUAUUUUUUCUUUCUUUCUUUCUUUCUUUCAUUCAUUCAUUUAGUAUUUGUUCAGAUUAAUAUUUUUUAAUGUGUAACACCGACCUAACAUUACACACGCACACACACUUCAUAUAUUAAUAUGAGGCUGUGUAUGUAUAUACAUACAUGUGUGUACAUAUGUAUUUAUAUAUGUGUUGUGUACGUGUUUGUUUGUAUGUAUGUAUGUAUGUAUGUAUGUAUGUAUGUAUGUAUGUAUGUAUGUAUGUAUGUAUGUAUGUAUGUAUGUAUG